Hemiscyllium ocellatum (epaulette shark) is the source of this 465-nucleotide messenger RNA. RefSeq names its product NADH:ubiquinone oxidoreductase subunit A2 (gene ndufa2). The transcript has 3 exons. Lineage: Eukaryota; Metazoa; Chordata; Chondrichthyes; Orectolobiformes; Hemiscylliidae. The record is from RefSeq and is a predicted model, not a curated record. Bases 14 to 319 code for a protein of 101 amino acids.
AGGUUUAUCCAAGAUGGCGGCGGCGACGGCGGUUGUGCGGGGCAUUGGUUCAAAACUGAGCCAGAACCUGAGGGAGCUCCGCAUCCAUUUGUGUCAGAGCUCGGCUGCCAGCAAGGGGACCAGGGAUUUCAUCGAACAGCACUACGUGACAUUGAAGAAAGCAAAUCCAGAAUUCCCUAUUCUAAUCCGUGAAUGUUCUGGUGUACAGUCUAAAGCGUGGGCUCGAUAUGAGUUUGGAAGAGAGAGAAAUGUACCAUUGGAUAAUUUAAACUCUGAGCAGGUGGCAGAGGCACUGGAGUCUCUGAUUACCAAGCCAUGAACUGUGGAGCAAUCAGACUGUGAAGGAAAAACUUAAUAAAAAGUAGUGGCAUGGGAAUAUUUCUAUUCCACUGUUUUGCCUGGUUUCCCUGUGGAAUGAUAUGAAAACUGUAAAAUUAAUCUAAAUUAAAAUGCAUUUGAGUCCUG